CAGGAUGGGUUUUUAACAGUCUUUCUGUUCUGAUUUUAGGGCCCAUCCUCUGCUUCCAUUUCCAAGAGAGCUUCCCUCAGAGUACGCACCGUAAGGCCAGGGUUGGAUGCCAUGGAUCUGUGCGAGGAGGAGGAGCAUGACACUGACGAUGAAGUGUUUAACCACGACCUGACGGCGCCCGACAGUGGGUACAGCGAGGCUAGCGGGAACUGUCCGCCCACCUGGAGCGCUGCCCGGCCACGCCUCUUCCACCAAUCACACCCCUGCGGACCAGCGUACAGCCAGGCGGAGCAGUGUGACAGGGGCACUCAGACCUCCAGCUCCACCCCCCCACCUCUCCAGCCGCAGCCCGCCAGUCCCAUCUUACCCAGCGCAGUGGGAAGUGAGCCACAGAGACUGUUCUAUGGCACUGCAGGGAAUCGGCUCCAUUUUGCAGAGGUCUAUGAGGUGCCGCGGGCCAACACAGUAUCUCGCUGCAAUCAAACCGAUCACUUACCCAUGGAUUUGCUACCGGAGGAGAGAGUGGAGAUUCGGAUUGGGCAGAAACUACGACAGAUCGGGGAUCAGUUCCACAGCUCCCAUGUUGAAAGGCGGAACAGGAAUGAAAACCGCGCCGACCAUCCAUUCUGGUGGAGGCUCCUUGUCCUCCUCUGUGCUUUAAUCUUUGACCCGAACGAGAAUGCGGAGGCCGCAGGUCAAAGGUGAGGCUGAACCCGCCCAUUCCUCCCCCACCGAGCAAUCAGCUGUUGGAGCGUUACCGCGAGUGGCAGUAAGCAAGAGAACAAUUGGACCCGUUUGAAGAUGCUCACCGCUGGUCGGAUGGUGUUUUUUAUAUAUAUGAACAUUCGGUGGAAAUAAAGCAUGGCUUGCCACUAACAUCCAGUAGGCACUGUUCAUCAUCACGUGUUCUUCACCUGCCAACAGUGCCUCUUCCUUCAAGAGCUAGUCUCCUGACCAAGACACCUCUGAACUCUGAGAAGAGCAUGUUGUGCUCCGUCCUCUCCAUUCCUUCGAAGCCUCCGUUUUCCAUGGCAACAAAGAAAAACCACAAGACGAGUGCAUCGGUGAGGAGGAAUAUUGUCGAGAUGCGUCUUGACCAUCGGCCCACCGAAGUCGUACCAAAGAGUCUUUCGUACUUGAGCAAACAAAAUGUCACUGGAUCCCCAAUGGUGGUUUACGUCAAUCCCUUUGAGGCUUAACCUGUGUUUUGUUUCCAUUCCACACCAGGUCCUGGCCCUUCGCUCCUAGCCCAUCAUCACCAGCACCUUCCCUACCAUCAUAAAGCUGUAAGAUGUAACAAAGUGAACCUCCCCAAGAACCAUCCUCACUAAAAGGGGGAAGGGUGAGGUGUUUAAAUGUUUGUGCCCACUGAUGCACCGAGAUCACUGGCUGGCUCCUCUAACCCUGCUGAAAGCUUCGUUUGUCAAUGGUUCAUUUAGGAUUUAACUUUACAAGUCACUUCUGAGACUAAAGAGUUUUAAGGCAUUCAAACCUGAAAUGUCCUAAUUCUGGCAGGCCAGUAGUUCGGGAGUGAUCAGAACGGAGGCUCCUUCCCUGGGACCUUUCCUCUCCUCUUCCCUCUCAAAGUUAAUUAGCUUUUGGAUAGAGCUGAAACAUAUUGCCGAACAAUUAAUUUCUUUACCAAUUUUUGUUUUAAACGUGUUUGAUGGACGGGAGAGAAGAAAUGAUAGUCAGAGAUCGCAAAGGCUCCUUGAAGAUGUCUACCCAAAGUCACGUUUUACAGAUAACUUUCAGGGACCAUAUCCAAGUGCUCUUAUUAAAGGAACCCUGACAGUGUGAAGCUACACUCAAUGAUACACGCAAGCAUGAGACUCAAUGAGGGAAUGGUACUGGAGGGCAGGUAUGGAUAACAUGGGUGAUCAUGGACUCGUUUUCCUUGGUGGCAACUGGUACUGUUUAUUACACACAAUAUUCCAGCAAGCAUACAUGUGGCCUUAAUCCGCCACUGCCAUAACCUCCUCAACACACCCUCAACGUCCCCAUUGUUAAGAUGACACCUCAAGCUGAAUAUGACAGCAUCUAUAAGACAGUUUCCAAUAUUAUGGGAUGAGAGAUCUAGGGUGUAAACAGUUGGAAUAUAAAUUGCCUGGCAAACCCUCUUGUAGUUGGAACUCCAAUCCAGCAUAUUUCAACGUUUCCAAUUUGAUGUGGUCAUAUCAGCCCAAUAGUAUAUUCAUGGAGGUGGUGGCAGAUAUAUUGUGCCAAUUGUUCUGCUGUAUCUGAUUGUGUCCGGCCACUGAGAUUUCACCCGCCUUGCUGACUUCCUCUGCAUCGCACCACGGGAGGUGCACGAUUAGCACUAAGGAUCUGUAGGGUUUGUGUGGCGAUCCCCACCUCCGUAUGUGCCUCCAUGUUAACAGAGGUCGCCUGUGGACAUCGAGGCUUUGAUCAAGUGACAAGGUUGGGAUCUUUUAAUGAGCAUUAAAAUAGAAAAAAAGUUCUGGUGACAAUAUUUUGCUGAAGGAUGGCUCCAUGAUGUUCCCUAUUUCAAAUAUAUAUUUCCAAGUAAGAAUGUGUGAUGAUAUUCAGACAUUCGACAUAACACAGUAUUUCACUAGCAAUAGCACCCACACUUAAAACCAGUCAGCACACAACGGAUAACAUUCCCUGGUAGAUGGAAGUACAUUUUACGGCAGUACUUUCGCCAGUCUGCACUAGUACUUGUGUAAAGGUUCACAGACACACACACACACACGGAAAUUAGAACAAAUAUCCACAGUAUGUACAAAAGACUGUCCCAAGUGCAUCAAACAAGAUCUAAUUCAUAAAAGCUGGGUCAAGUAGCAAAGGUGGCUCACACAAUGGGAUAGGGUCUCAGAUCAGAGACAAUUGCUUAUUUUAGUUCAGGAACUUGAAGGAAAAGUGGCGCCGCGGUAGAGUUACAGCCUUACUGCGCCAGAGACCCGGGUUCGAUCCUAGUGCGGUUUCCUCCAACACUUCAAAAGACGGCCAGGUUUAUAGGUUAAUUGGCUUGUGUAUGUUUUAAAUUGUCCCUAGUGUGUAUCAUAGUGUAUGGGUUGGUCGCUGGUCGGUGCAGACCCACAUUGUAUCUCUAAAGUCUAAAAUAACAUCUAAUGAAAAAGACAAUUAAUAAUAACAUUGGGGCAGACAUUUAGGAUGACAAAUCUGGAAUUUUUCAAACAAACUCUUCACUAAAUAAGCCUCCACAAGGUUCCGUAUUUCUACACAGCCAGAUCCACACAAUAGCUUUUCCAACACAUUGCGAGUCUAGAACAACUUCAGAGAAAUGCACAACAUUUGCUGGUGUAAUGCAGUGGGCGAGCUGCAUUUUCAGAGAAAGCAGUUUGCAAAUGAUGCCUUAAACCUGGUCCAAACUCUAAAGAUAGACACAAAAAGCUGGAGUAACUCCGCGGGACAGGCAGCAUCUCUGGAGAGAAGGAAUGGGUGAUGUUUCGGGUUGAGACCCUUCUUCAGACCAUAGUUACUCUCUCAGAUGGAAGGAGGCAACUUUGCUGCUUUGGAGGAGUUACACUGUUGUAGUGGCCACAAUUUAUCCCUUUGUCGGUGUCACUGGAAAGCAGAUUAGCCAGCUCCUUUUGCACAUGUUUUCUGGGGUCUGCAAAAUGGCUUCAGUACUUUUUAAUCUCACACCAGAAAAUGGACUAAUAAACUAUUUUACUGUAUGUUAUUUGGUACUGGACCUCACCCUGUCCCCUUCCCCAGUAGUAAUACCAUUCCCUGUAAAUAUACAAAGUGAUCUCCAGUGCUUGGUCUGUAUUCCUAACUGAUAAGUCUUAGGAGAUGUACGGCUCAGAAACAGGCCCAGCGGCCCACCAAAUCCAUCUUGCCGUUACGUCCAUCUAUACUAAUCCCGUUUACAUGAAUUAGUCCCAUAGCCUCCUAUCAUCUUUGCAUUAUUGACCCACUGCUGAGAUAGGUGAUCAGUUCCAUGGACAGUCAAGUGAAAUGAAACCUGUAUUUAGGAUAACUUCUCUGUCCUCAGUUCAGGCGUGCCACUAGGAAUCCACUCUACACAAUCUCCCCCUCCUCCUUCUCUCUUUCUGUUCUAUUUACAGCAUCUCUAAUUGUCCUUCAGAUAGAUCAAAACAUUUCACUAGAGAAAUAAGAGGAGGAAGGAGCUAAUGAAAGGCUCCAGACAUUUUAAUUAGUGGGACGUGGGAUGGUGUGCAGGAAGUAGUAAUCUUUUUUCUGAUUCCUGUUGUUGAAGCCUGCCAGUUUCAAUUAACGCUUUAUUCCGAAUGUUUCGUCUCAGGCUAUGUUUCGGAUAAACAUACCCCAUCUCCAUCUGAUUGCAUUGUCCCAUCUAUCCCCCUUGCCGUUCCCUCUUGAGGCUCUCCACCGCUUUUGCUGUCUCUACACUUCUUGAUGUCUCGUUCUUUAAUUCUGUAUCUCUCUCUCUCUCUCUCUCUCUCUCUCUCUCACUCUCUCUCUCUCUCUCUCUCUCUCUCUCUCUCUCUCUCUCUC
Leucoraja erinaceus (little skate) is the source of this 4467-nucleotide messenger RNA. RefSeq names its product BCL2 modifying factor 2 (gene bmf2). Gene Ontology annotation, biological process: positive regulation of apoptotic process; negative regulation of autophagy; apoptotic process. NCBI's taxonomy places the organism in Eukaryota, Metazoa, Chordata, Chondrichthyes, Rajiformes, Rajidae. Bases 112 to 705 code for a protein of 197 amino acids. The transcript has 3 exons. Gene Ontology annotation, cellular component: myosin complex. The record is from RefSeq and is a predicted model, not a curated record.